Messenger RNA from Caenorhabditis auriculariae, 3742 nucleotides. The record is from the annotation of a GenBank genome assembly. NCBI's taxonomy places the organism in Eukaryota, Metazoa, Nematoda, Chromadorea, Rhabditida, Rhabditidae.
AUGGCGACCGAAAGAACCGCUCCGUGGUCUCAAGAAAAUGUGAAAGAAAAAACUGAAGACGAAGGUAUUUUCGACGAUUUUUCCAUUUUUUGCAAUUUCGCCAUAGUCGAGAAUUUCAGUGAAUAGAGCUCACAGUCAUAGAAAAACAAGGAAAGAACGAAAAAAAGAUAUUUACCUGUUUUCCAUCUACGCAACUGUUAUAAUUUCACUUUUUUUUCCAAUAUUUUGGCUGGUUGUGAGAAGCGUUUCAAAUAGAUCACUUUGGGAUCCGAAGUGUUUUAGAUUUGAAAAAAAGAUUGCUGUAUGAAAUUUGAUCGGAAUAAUUUCAAAAAUCCUUUUAUUUCUGAAAAAUUUAUAGCAGAACCAAAAGAGCAACGUCGUCGGUCGACGACAGUCAUUGUCACCAACAACGUUUCGAUGCCAAAAGCCGAAGAAGUCAUCCGUCAGUCUUUUCAACAAUUCCUUUCAUCCGGCCUUUUUCAGAAGAACUCUACCACACGGAUAUUUCACGAAGGAAACUUUCAAAACAGAGCGCCACCGUCGACGAGGUUUGUUAGAGGACGAGUUGGAGAAACUUUUUGGAAAUAGCAAGGGGAAAUUCCCACCAUAGUGUCUUCUUUUCAGUGAUGAAACUUUUUGCAGCCACCUUCUCUGGGAACGGACUUCCUCGAUGCCGAAAAAACAAGUGAAUCGUUGAAUAUACCUGCGAUCUCCGAAGAAGCACCAAUCGCGAGCUCCGACUCGCUGCCUCCGGUUAGCUUUUUGUGUGACGGUCAGUGAACAAGAGAAUAGUUGGAGGUUCUGCGGCCUUCUCUGCAACGCGGACUCGCCCUCUGCGGCGACGACGACACCAAGCUGCGUCCGGCGAGCGCGGCAAGGCUCUCCUCACAGUCGCUUUCGUUGUCGCGAAGUUUCAGCCGAGGUUCCUUCGACUCCAAUCGUUUCUCUAUCUGAAAGGCUUCCCAGAAUCUGUCGAAUACACGGAUCGUAACGGGACCAACCUUCUCGAGUUCAUCCGCAAAACUCUGCACAAAAGCCAAUCCGACCGCAAGCAACUUCUUUUUUUUGAAAUGCAACUCACUGAACUUUUUCACGACGUAGAGUGAGUUCGCUCAAAGGAAAAAAACCUAACAGAUUGAAAAAAAUUUAUAAAUGUGUUCACACUUCCUACAUUCCUUCUGGGAAUUUUUCAGAAAACAAUCGAGAUUGUUCCGCGACUUGCUUUCUUCCUACAACCGGAUGGUGCUACAUAGAUGUGCAGCGUUGUUUGGAAUGGACCACAACAUAACGAACAAGAAAACAGAAGUUAUUGUGAACAAAAGCAGCAAAACGCAACUGUAAGAGAAAAACUCGUUUCCAAUAGAUUCCAUUAUUUUAGGCCACUAUUCAAGUUCCAAGAUUUAAUAGAGCACGACAGAUUUUUUGAUGAUUCAUUGGUGAAAAACAGGCUGCACCAAGAAAAUGUAAGUUUUCCUGUCUUUAAUGAAGGGCUUGAAAGGUUUGAAGUUUUGCAUGUUUGUUUCACUUAAUUAAUUAGAAAAACUAAAUUGAAAUACAGAAUCCGAGACGCUUAAAUCAUUCUAAACCCGACCAUCAAGCAAGUUGUCAAAAAUAUACCUAUCAGCAGCUUGGAAAUUUUCCAUUUUAAUUUUUUUUUGUCGAAUGUUAAUUGAAGCAGGUUCUCUAAACGAUUUCUAUACGCAUGUAGACCUCAUUCGAAAAUCCUUUUCGAAAAAAUAGUUUAUGGAGAAACUGAUUCCAGCGGAAGUUCAUGAAAAAAGAAAGAGACUAUUCAGCCCGAAAUCAAUAUUUCUCAUUUAUCCAUGAUUUUUAGGGCCGACCCGUUUAUUCCCAUGCUUGUUCCUUCGGCAACAACGCGGUUUAUAUGGACCAAAGCUCACUCCGACGAGUCAAGUCCUACGAGGUGCACUGUCCGCAACAGCCUUACUACGAGCAGAGCCACUUCUCGACAGUUCCUUGCGAACCGACUCGUCCGCAGCCGCUCUGGAUUCCUCAGAGGUCUUUCGACUGCGCUCCGAACUGCGUCGACUCUUCCCAAACUCCUUGCAUGAAGGUUCCAGAACGUCUCUUCUUUUAAAAAUCAUCUCUGAGGAUAGAAAGCCGACAGUUUCGGAGGGAUGAACUAUGUCUACCGUAGCCAUUCCGACCAGCCGCCGAUGAACAGCGCUUCAUACUACCAACUCCCUCAACCGUCGACUAUUUUUGUUCAGCGGAAUCCAUCUCAUAUUUCUCGCUAUGAAUACAGUAAUCUUUCCUUUAAUUUUACUUUUCCAAUGUUUUGCGCGUCCUCUUAGUUUUUUUUGCUAAAGAAGGUCUAAGAAGUGUUUUUUUUUUCGAUCGAGCACCUUGAUGUAGUUAUUUUUAUGUUAGGUCAAGUAGAAUAUUGUCAUUUUUUGCGGACUUCUUUUUAUAGUGAAAAAUGUUGCUUCCCACAGGUAAGUUUUGAUCAAAGUUAAUUCAAAAAUUCGAUCUUGCAUCGCAUCAGCUCUGAAUAUAUUUUUUGUUUGAAGGACUUUUUUGGAGCAUUAUUUUGUUUUAAGCCCGUGAGAAAACCGAGAAAAAACUAGGAACAAAUAAAGAAUUUAUAGAAAGAAGUUCAUUAUUUCAGUGGGCCACUAUUCCAACUUGCACGCUCCGAUGCACAACUUGGUCGAAGCGAUGGGCAACGACUUGCACGUCGAUCCCUACGCGUACAAAUACUCGCCGGACACCACUUACCACAGUUACAAGUCGGGGUCUCGUUUUCUGCAUUUUGAGAUCUCCAUUGCAGUGGUCCCAGUCCACAGUCGGUCAAUCAGACGCUGUACGUGGAAUCUUGCCAGCCUUGUUUCGUUGCGGGACCUGCCAGUGUUCCCACACGGCAAUAUAGCCACGUCCCUUUCAGAAACUUCGCGCAUCCACCUUUUCAGGUACUUUUUUAAUGCGUACCUCCACAACAAUGAAGUUCCAUGUAGAAAAAAUUCUUAUGAUGAAGAUUUUCUGAAAUAAUACGAAAAAUUGCUUCAUUUCGCACUUUAGUUCAAUCAAUCAAUCAUUUUAUUUUCGCAACAUCGGAUGGUAUGGUGAUAUUGCAGGGAGAUAAAAAGACCACUAGGUGGAUUACCUACCACACCUGUGAAGGAAAAAUUUUUGUGUGAGAGAAGAAACAUAGAACCAUAAUAAGUUGAUAGUUAAACUUUUGUAGAAGAGUUCAAAAAUGAACUUUUAGUCAGAGGAAACUCCAUCAGCAAGUUCGAACCCGCCGCUUUGGCAAAUAAACUGGAUCAUCAAGAACAUUUUCAGCACCAACACUCCGAUUUCGCCUAUUAUCGUCCUAAUAAUCAACAUAUCGCAGAGUACAGCACUGGCGAAGAAACCCCAACUUGUGUGAGUUUUUUUUUCCUUUGAUUCUCCGUGAUUUGAGCCAAUUUUAAACUUACCUUUUCAGUACGUUCAUCUGCCUUCUAGAAACGAAAAUUUCAUCCCACCCCAAAGAUCAGAAGGUAAUAUCGACACCUAAUUUGAGAUAUCGCACAAAGGUGUUUAAGAACUAGACUACGAUCCAUCGACGCAGCAAGAUUUGCCGCCAAUGUUGUCGGUGGCGCCAGAGUCACAUCGGGCCGUCGCCGCGCAGAAUUUCAUCCAGAAAAGCACGGACGACGGCUACGGAAGCAUGCAGCAGGAAAAGGACUCUGACUGUGGCGUCGACUCCGCGCCGAGUCCCCAGGGCGUUUUUCCGUGA